Messenger RNA from Schistocerca americana (American grasshopper), 3056 nucleotides. RefSeq names its product serine-rich adhesin for platelets-like. Gene Ontology annotation, biological process: regulation of glycogen biosynthetic process. The record is from RefSeq and is a predicted model, not a curated record. Gene Ontology annotation, molecular function: protein phosphatase 1 binding; glycogen binding. Gene Ontology annotation, cellular component: protein phosphatase type 1 complex. The coding region runs from base 160 to 1428 and encodes 422 amino acids. Lineage: Eukaryota; Metazoa; Arthropoda; Insecta; Orthoptera; Acrididae. The transcript is spliced from 4 exons.
GCCAGCUGAAGAACUUGGUGUAAGGAGCCGGCCGGGCCAGUUAGUGUCCAACGCUCGUACGAGAAGGAACGGAGAGGAUUCGCGGGAGUCCACAGCGUCUCGCCACAGCCCAGCACCACGAGAGAAAGCCCGGGAAGCAGUAACAGCUCCACCGCCGCCAUGUGCUCGCUGGCCGCCAUGCCCGAGGUGCUGGUGUCGCACAGCCCGCCGGACUACUUCUACCGCAGCCGCUACACGCCGCCCCCGCCGCCCAAGUCCGCCCCCACCAGGCCCUGCCUCGCCUCUCCGCCGCCCAGAGCCGCCAAGAAGAAGGUCGUCUUCGCCGAUGACAAGGGCUACUCGCUCACACAGGUGCGAGUGAUGCGCGAACCGUCAAAUGCGCCGCCCACGUGGAGCAUGCAGUUCCUCGCGCAGGUGAUGCGCGACCUGGAGCCCGCCGCCGUAGCAGCCGCCGCCAACGAGGCGGCCUCCGUCACAAGCGCCGCUUCUUCGCCCGCCGCCGUCACCGCCUCCGAACCCGAGCGUUGGGUGCCGGAGUUCGCGCAGCCCGCCUCAGACUACCUGCAGUUCCGCGAGCGGCUCGACUCGGGCAACGUCUCCUUGGAGAAUGUGAUCGUGCGCGACGCCGAGGGCGUCUUCACGGGCACAGUCAAGGUGCGCAACCUCGACUUCCACAAGGAGGUGAAGCUGCGCUGGACGGCGGACGGCUGGAAGACGUACACGGACGAGCCGUGCUCCUACGUGGAGAACCAGGUGGCGUGCUCCUCAGCCUACGUGCUCUACGACACCUUCUCCUUCCGCGUCUCUCUCCCACCUGCGAAUCCGCGAGACGAAUCCUCCGCUACAUCUUCCUCCUCCUCCUCCUCCUCCUCCUCCUCCUCCUCCUCCUCCUCUUCCUCUUCGUCGUCCACCUCGUCUCCCGCCUCUGCGACGCCAGCUUCAUCGUCCGAUUCUUCCUCCGCAUCAUCUUCCUCUCCUGGCUCCACCACUUGUUCCUCCGCAUCCUCUUCUUCCACUGCCUCUAACGCUUCUUCCUCUGCACCCUCUUCUUCCCCUGCGCCCAUGACAUCCUGUUCUUCCAGCGCUAGUGACAGUAAAGCAACAACCACCAUCACCGCCGAGCCAGCUCGACCACAAGAGCCUUCGCGGCGAGUGGAGUUCUGCGUGUGUUUCCGCUGCGGCGGCCACGAGUACUGGGACAGCAACGGCGGAGCCAACUACGCGUUGGUGCGGCGGGCGCCCGGCGUCGCGACGCCCGCCCCCGCAGCCGCCCCCGCGGCGGUGGCGGCAACGUCGGUCCCCGCCGGCGCCGGGCCUGGGCCUGCCCAGGGCGCCGGUAAGUUCAGAGACGCCCUUCACGCUAAGCUCGACUCGUGGUCAGAGUUUGCCAGCUGGAACCACCUGGUUACCGAAGGGCCUUACUGGUGAAGCGACAGCCGCGCUCGAUCGUCAGAAGACCGGAGACCAGCUCACGUUGUGCGCUCUCGUUGGGACUCGGGCUAAAACUGCUGUCGGUUCACCCGUCGCAAAACUGAUUGAUGUACUGGGAAGCGUUGCUUGGACAACUGGAUGGUGUCGUCUGCGAGACGACUGAAAGAGGACCGCCUGAGCAGCAUUCUGGCAACACUACGAGCAAGCCGCCGUUGCAGACGUCCAAUGGCCAGUCUGCUGCAGAGUCCCACACCGCAAGACUGCCAACCAUAGUCCACCAGCUGCCAAGCCAGCCGACCAGAGUAGCCGCAGACCACACUGCAGUUGGGAACUUCGUCAAAUGCGCCACCUGCUAACGGAAAUUCGCAGUGGCAGCAUUGUUGAACAACCACGAGAAAGUUGCAGUGUUGGCGCGAGUGAGCUGUGAGAAGUGACAAAGAUUAUACGAAACCGCGUUGUUGCUGUCCUCUGUUUACAGUGUCAUAUUUAUUCGCUUUCGUUGUACCGUUGUCAGCGUGAUUCGUUCUGUGACCGGAUCGCUUUAUUUUUUAUUAUUUUUAAGCAGUCGAUUACUGUAUCGUCCUGAGAGCAGUGGUAUGCGAGAGAACGUUUGGCUAAAGUGGUUGCAGUGUGUGAUUGAGGCUGUAAAUAAGACAAUUGAGAACAGAAAGACUGAUCGAUUUUUUUUCGCCCGCGAAAUGAGUUUGUUUCGAAACUCUCGGCUGCUUCCGAGCUGUUGUAAAUAUUUCCACGUCGAGAGAGAAGACAAUGUGAAAUGCUAUUUGCAUUAAUUGUACAUAGUGCUCAACAACUACGUGGAUGUUGUACGAAUUCAUGAAGAGCUGUAUACUAUUGUAUUGCUUUCAUUUUUUACUGACCUGAUAUGUAUAGCAAUCCCUUGAUAUCAAGUCAUACAUAAUGAAUAACAUUAUUUUCGUAAUUCACAGAAGCAUAUUUGCGUGUUCAUGGAUUGUUGUCUAACGUUUUAUGUACAUCUUUCAAUGAAAGAAAAUAGUUUUAGAAGCUAUUAUGGAAUUUUUCAUAUUGAAUAUAUAGCCUUCACAAACCAUCUUUGAGGGUAAUUUCUGUAUUUUGUAGAAUGAUUUACUGCUCUGCCAGAAAAUAUUGUCUGAGAGAAAACAUGUUCAAUAUUUAAUUUCUGAUAUUUUUCCCUUCAGCUAGCAGCUUAGUUGCUUCCACAUGGUAACGGGUAACAAUGGCUAACAUGUCCAAUAACAGUGAAAAUUAUUCACAUUUCUGUAGCAGCAUCUUAGUUGUGUUGCUUGUACUGUCUGUCAUCUAUUCUGGCCUUUAUACAGCAAUGUUACCUUGUCAAAAGAUUUACAAUAAGCAAAACCAUUUUAAAGGAAUCUAUACAUAGUCAUAGCUUUGAACCUGGAAGCUACAUUGUUAAACAUGACUGAAAUUGUCAGUGUAAAAAGAUGUGGUCAAUGUAUAAGUCAUCAGGAGUAAAUGUUUGGUUUUUAUGAUUGUAUUUAAUGUGAAUCUGUGUUGUAUGUGUCUCUGAGAGGAGCAGGUGGUACAUGAUCACAUCAAGUUUUAGUAAGUCAUUAACAUUUGAGACUGAUUACAGAGCAUAAUAAUUAUUGUUCCUGAAUUAAGAA